CCACUUCCGGCCCGUGCCCUUGAGGGUCCGUGGCCUGUGCGUUCUCCCGCUACUUUGUAGGCACCUUGCAGAAUAUGGCGGCUGCCGCAGCCAGGGUCUGGUGGCGUAGGCUCGGGGCGGCCGCUUCCUUAGCUAGGGGGGCUGGGCGAUCCUCUGUAGCGUUGCAGCGAGUGAGGAGGGAGAGCGAGGCAGCUGACACGCGCCCCACUGUCAGAACAUGGAAUGAUGUGGCCCAUAAGCAGCUCUCAGCAUUUGGAGAGUAUGUGGCUGAAAUCCUACCCAAGUAUGUCCAACAAGUUCAGGUGACCUGCCUUAAUGAGUUAGAAAUCUGUAUCCAUCCUGAUGGAGUCAUCCCAGUGCUGACUUUCCUCAGAGACCACACCAAUGCACAGUUCAAAUCAUUGGCUGACUUGACGGCAGUGGAUGUCCCAACCAGGCAGAACCGUUUUGAGAUUGUCUACAACCUGCUGUCUAUGCGCUUCAACACGAGGAUCCGUGUGAAGACCUAUGCAAAUGAACUGACCCCCAUUGAGUCUGUAGUGUCUGUGCACAAGGCCGCCAACUGGUAUGAGAGGGAGGUCUGGGACAUGUUUGGAGUUUUCUUUUUUAACCACCCUGACUUAAGAAGGAUCCUGACAGAUUAUGGCUUCGAGGGACAUCCUUUCCGGAAAGACUUUCCUCUCUCUGGCUAUGUUGAGCUCCGUUACGACGAUGAGGUGAAGCGGAUAGUGGCUGAGCCAGUGGAGUUGGCACAAGAAUUCCGCAAGUUUGACCUGAACAGCCCCUGGGAGGCCUUUCCUGCCUACCGUCAGCAACCUGAGAGUCUCAAGCUUGAAGCUGGAGACAAGAAACCUGAAGCCAAGUAGCUCCAAAAGCAUGUGUCCUAGAGGGAAAAUUCCUUAUCUGUGCUUGUCUGUAUAAAUAAACUCCCUAGGGACAUUCACCCCUUC
Psammomys obesus (fat sand rat) is the source of this 950-nucleotide messenger RNA. It is a transcript of the gene Ndufs3, whose product is annotated as NADH:ubiquinone oxidoreductase core subunit S3. The record is from RefSeq and is a predicted model, not a curated record. Gene Ontology annotation, molecular function: NADH dehydrogenase (ubiquinone) activity. Lineage: Eukaryota; Metazoa; Chordata; Mammalia; Rodentia; Muridae. The transcript has 7 exons. Bases 75 to 866 code for a protein of 263 amino acids.